Messenger RNA from Pyrenophora tritici-repentis Pt-1C-BFP, 2089 nucleotides. The record is from RefSeq and is a predicted model, not a curated record. NCBI's taxonomy places the organism in Eukaryota, Fungi, Ascomycota, Dothideomycetes, Pleosporales, Pleosporaceae.
AUGGCAGCCUCGACUCAAAGCACACUAGAAGAGAUUGAGCGCCGCCGUGUGCAGCUACAGGAAAAUGUCGACAAGCUGCGCAAAGCCCUCUCCCAUUGGACCACCUGGGAAGCUGAGUAUGAGGCGCUCAAAGAAGAGAUAGAGGCUGCCGACAACGCUUCGCCCUCACAGAUUCGUGAGAUAGCGCGCGACCUCGAGCUUACGCUACUCAACGAGAAAGAAGUCGAAGAGCUCAUCUCCAAGAAUUCGCCAUCGGAACGCACUGCUAAUCAAGUUGUUGACAUGAUCUCUAGACGCAUUGACUAUGUUCGGACGAGUAGUGCUACUAUCGAAAAGAACCUCGAUGUUGCCGAGAAGAAGCUUGCUGGCGUCGAUGUCCUGCUGGAGCCUGGCAUGGACAACGAAGAUGGCGAUCCGAUGAUGGACAUUGAGGAGGAGUUGGACGAGGACGGUAACGAAGUGUCAAGCUCGAUCAACCAGACAGGCAAAGCUGCAGCUGAGCUUGUCGAGGUGUUGCGCAAGGCUGGAAUCCAAAAGGCGGAGCUGGAGAAGAAGGUGACCCAGUCAGAAGAAAGAUCAUCGGAAAAGGUGUCUGACACCGCACCGGUUCCAGAGACUGUGAAAGCCUCGGCCCCUGCUUCUUCGUCUUCACAGCCCAAAUCUACUCCCUCCUCAAAAUCCACAUCUACCGUGUCCGACGAUCCCGCCCCUCAACCCAGCCCUCCAAAGAAGACUGUAUCCUUUGCCGAGGAUGUUCAAGUCGAGCCCUCACAGAGCUCAGAAGAGGAGAAACUCGCGACGCUACUAUUCCCAAAAGGGGCGAGAGCCGUCGAACUCAAGGGUGACGAGCGUGCAACGCCUUCGUCUCCCAUCAUACCAAACGAUGAGUCUCCAGAAGAUGCGGCGUUGCGCAGGCAAAUGCUCGAGUAUGGACUUUCAGAAGUCGGGCAGGUCGUUGCUGAGCUCAAUCUUGACCAGCCUACUGCUGAGUACUCUGAUUACGAGACCGACGAUGACGACUACGGCGAGUACGACACCGAGGAUGAGGAAGACGAAGACGAAUAUGGCCGCAGCACAAGGCCCGUCAUCACUGAGGAGUACCGUAAGCAGAUGAUGGAGCUGGAGAAGAAGCUGAACGCUCGCAUGAUGCAGAAUGUGGGCCCUGAAGCAGAUAAGCCUUCUUUGGAAGAGCACAUCGGCGACAUUCGCACCAUGGUCGUGAAGGAGGACGAUGAGUUUGAUGGAUCGAUGGAUACAUCAAAGUCUGAAACGCCACCUGCAGACUCGAAUCAAAGCCCGAACAAGAGAGUGGUUCGCUUUGCCGAGAACUUGGACGUUUCCGAAGCACCCAAGCAAGUACAAGGACCACCAAAAGCAACUCUUGCUCCAGCCAAACCCGCUCCAACCAUGUCAGAUAUUGUUGUCGAACGAGCUCCACCUGGAGUUUCGGCGCCAGUAGAACCACCCAAGCCAGGCAAAGUGUCGCGAUUCAAGAGUGCACGGGCUGGUGCGGCUCCUCCACCGCAGAUGCUACCAACACCUCCUAUCCCAGAAGCGCCCCCUGUUCCAAGUGGCCCUAAAGGGAAAACGAUAGCUGAUACUGUCACUGAACACGCUCCGUUGCCGUCUGAACCUCAGGCUCCUAACGAGUUUGAUCCCCUUCUGGUUAGCCGCGAGAUCCAAGCUCACUACAACAAAGCGCGAAACAGGUUCAUCUCGCAGCAGGGCGGGUUCAAGGCUACUGAAGAGGACCUGGAGAACCCGAUAGUAGAAGAGCGAGACGGGAAGACCAAGAAGGUGAGCCGAUUCAUGGCAGCCAGACUGAAGGCCGAGGGUAUGUAAGCUUUCCGUACAAUAUCGCCACCUUACCUUGAUCAAUUCCUGUCGCUCAUGUGCUUGGCGGGACACGUCUAUCUGCUUUUGCAGUCAUGCCAGUGGACAUAUAUGCAACACACGGAACAAUUCAUGUCCGUGAGGGAUACCAUUCCAUGUAUCAAACCUCACAUUACAUUGAUUCCAAGAAGAAACAUCGGGGCCACUAGACGCGUUUGGCGACUUAUGCCUCUACGCGGUUCAUUUUUCCCCGUAC